Messenger RNA from Funneliformis geosporum, 582 nucleotides. NCBI's taxonomy places the organism in Eukaryota, Fungi, Glomeromycota, Glomeromycetes, Glomerales, Glomeraceae. The record is from the annotation of a GenBank genome assembly.
AUGAAUACCUCAAGAACUUUUGCUUCUUUCCUUGUCCUUUUACUCGCUUUUGUCUCUUCAGCGAAUGCUCAUUUUAGGUUCGUAUACCCUCCAAACAGAGGGGCUGGAGGUGAAUUGUCAGCCCAAUCUCCUUGUGGAGGAUUUAAUGAAGUAAACCUUACUACCAUAACCGAAUUUCCUAUAAAUGGUGAUGUUCAUGGCAGGUUCGGCGAUCCUGCGAUUGGUACAAUUAUUUACAGCUACGCACCCACUUCUAAUGAUACUUUCAUGCCAGUUUCAGAAAAUAUCACGAUCGACUUUGGCGAUGAUCUCACCUAUCCACGGUUCCUUGAUACAACACUUGAUCUCACAAAAGGUGGUGCCAAAGUUGGUGAUCAAGGUGUGCUUCAAGUUCUUAUGCAAUCAACCAAGAUAACUCAGUAUCAAUGUGCAGAUAUCAAAAUUACGGAAGUUACGAUUAAACCGCAAGGAAAUGCUUCUACUCAAGCUGAACCACCUAAAUCCGAUGGAUUUAUUGGAACCUCUGUACAUUUUGUCAUCACGUCAUAUAUAAUUGCUUUCACCACUUUGAUGGUUCUUUAA